Molecule: messenger RNA, 1347 nt
Organism: Colletotrichum destructivum
Lineage: Eukaryota; Fungi; Ascomycota; Sordariomycetes; Glomerellales; Glomerellaceae
Product: Putative major facilitator superfamily, MFS transporter superfamily
Exons: 1
Coding region: 1-1347 (448 amino acids)
Biological process (GO): transmembrane transport
Cellular component (GO): membrane
Molecular function (GO): transmembrane transporter activity
Source: RefSeq, a predicted model, not a curated record
AUGUCACUUUCCCCAAUUCAUCUCACGGAAAAAGACACCAAUGUCGAGCCCAAGCGAACGGACUCUUCGCCCCCAGGCGACCUCGUCCAGCACCAAGCCGCAGCAUUGGACCCCGAAGCCACACCGACACCUGAGCCCGCUGCCAAACCAGAUGGCGGUUUCGUUGCCUGGAUGCAAGUCGUCGGCGGGUUCCUCUUGUUCUUCAACUCGUGGGGAAUCCUCAGCGCAUUUGGCGUCUUCCAGACAACAUACGAAUCCGGCACACUAUUCAAGCAGAGCUCAUCCAACAUUUCUUGGAUCGGGGCGAUUCAAUACUGCAUUGCCAUGAUGACGGGCUUCUGGGCCGGCCCCGUCUACGACCGUGGCUAUAUGCGGGUGCUGCUGGUCAUAGGCACCGUUUGUGUCGUUGUGGGACACGUACUUCUCAGCUUCUGCCAUCCGUACUGGGAGGUACUCCUCGCCGAGGGUUUCUUGAUCGGGACUGGAGCAGGCUGUCUUUUCCUUGUGUGCAUCUCUACGCUUCCGCAGUACUUCGACAAGAAUCUUGGGCUCGCGGCCGGAAUUGCGUCAUCGGGGUCUUCCUUUGGCGGGCUCGUCUACCCCGUCGCGCUCUAUCAUCUAGUCGACCACGUCGGGUUUUCCUGGGCUGUUCGAGUUGUUGGUCUCAUCGCACUAGCGACUCUCAUGGUGCCGCUAUUCGCCAUGAAGGCACGCGGAAAGCCAGGCAGGCCUCGGUCGUUUGUCGACUGGGAGGCCUUCAAAGACGCGCGUUACAUGACAUUUGUCGCCGGCACCAUGUGUGGUUCUGCCAGCGUACUCAUCCUCAACACGUAUAUCAGCUACUUCGGGAAGAACGAACAGCUGCUCGACGGCCCCAUGAGCUUUUACAUUGUGUCGGUGUUCAACGCUGCCUCGUGCGCGGGGCGAAUCUUGCCGAACUUCAUAUCCGAUACCCUCGGCCCGUUCAACAUCCUCGCACCGUUUAUGUUCAUCACCGGAGCUGCGGCGCUGUGCAUGACUGCUGUGCACAGUGAGGGUGCUAUCAUCGCCAUGGCGGUCGUACUCGGCUUUCUCAGUGGUGUUUUCCCAUCUAUGCCUCCGGUUUGCUUCGCUCGCCUAACCAAAGACAAGAGCAAGAUCGGUACACGCAUGGGCAUGGGGUAUUCCAUGUCAAGCCUGGGGUAUUUGGCCGGGGCACCAGGUGCAGGAGCUAUCCUCGGCUCCGUUGCGCCGUUACAGUGGACCGGAUUAUGGGUGUACUGCGGCAUGGCUUCAUUCGCCUCUGGGCUGAUUUACGCCGCGAUCCGCAUUUCCAACACCGGGUGGAAAAUCCGCAUAAAGGCAUGA